GCGGAGGCCCAGGAAGUGACGGCCCCUCCCGCAGAUUUCUGGAGUCGGUGAGCUCGGCGCCCCAGUUCUGUGAUCGCUGUGUUCACGGGUCCUGGGCGAUGGAGAACGGAGCCGUGUACAGGCCCACCACGGAGGAGCACCCGGGCCCUGCCAGGGGCCCCCGGAGCGGCCUCGCAGCCUACUGCUUCCUGGGCCGGCUCAAGUGGCCCCGGCGAGUGCUCAAAUUCUUGCAGCUGGUGCUGUCUCUGCUGGCCUUUAUCUGUGAAGAAGUUGUAUCCCAGUGCACUUUGUGUGGAGGACUUUACUUCUUUGAAUUUGUAAGCUGCAGCGCCUUUCUUCUGAGUCUCCUUAUGCUGAUUGUGUACAUCUCUCCACUUUAUGACAGAGUUGAUGCUGACAAAGUCAAGUUAUCGGACUUUUAUAUUACUUUGGGGAUAGGAUGUCUGUUCUUGUUGGCAUCCAUCAUUUUCGUUUCUACACAUGACAAGACUUCAGCUGAAUGGGCUGCAAUUGUGUUUGGAUUUCUAGCAAGUGUCAUGUUCCUGUCUGACUUUGUCAUUAUGUUCUGUGAAAAACGAGAGGAAUCCCAGCUGAGAAAACCUGAGACUACCGUUAGGACAGAGGCCCUCACUGAACCACUUAAUGCUUAAAGACUCUAGGGAGCAGGUGUUACGUAAAUUAGUGACUGCGUGGUGCCUGAGCCCAGGCAGAAGCUCUUGUACAAUGUGUAUAACUGUUAAACCACUUUUGAAGAGCAGGAGGAAGGACAGGGCUGUGUGUCAGUCACCACAGUUUAGGCCGGAGGGUUUUUGUUUUUUUUAAAUUUUUUUAUAACAGUUGAAACUUGUAUCAAAUGAAGUUUUUUUUUUUUUUUUUGGAGGUGAGGGCAAUUGUUUCUUUAAAUCACAGCUCAACUGAUGAUACAUUAUUCUGUCACUGUUACUAGGCUUAGCUUUCAAACUAUGCUUUAUAUUUGUAUAAAUGCAUGAUUAAGCUCAUCUGUUUAUAAAUUGUUUCAUUUUUUACUUUAAUUUGCUUAGUUAGGUUUUUUGAUGAUUAGAUACAAUUUAAUAUAUAAAUUUUUAAAUUCAAUAUUUAAAAUGUUGGUCUAGGUUUUUUCCUUAAAAUAUAAUAAUAACCAGGCUUUAGUAUAUCUCACUCAGCCUUAAAAUUAUACUGUAACAAUUUAGGAUAAUUAUUAUUAACUCUUUUAUAGCCUAAUAGAAAAUAUAUGGGGGAUUUUGCUAUUUUAUAUAUAUAAAAGCAGCAACGGUCCACAACCCCAUUUUUAUGCUGCACUUUGGUUGUUGACCAAGUAAAAAAAAAAAAAAAAAAAGACUUACAUAACAGAAGAGUGGAAGAAACUGAUACCAUGCCUAAGGACCAAAGAUAAAGAUAUACUUUUUGCGCAAUACAGUGAAAUUACAAAAGCAGGCUUCGAUCACUUAUCAAAUGCCUGAAGAGAUGAGUUCAUAAUCUGAGUUAGGACAUGGUCCGUUCUCCUAUUGGCAUAUGACCCUUUCUACUGAAAUUAAUACAGCUCUUCAGGUCCUCUUCAGAUGUUUUCUUUGGAGUCAGUCAUCUUUUCAAAACCGCAGCCUUUGAUUUUUCAUGUAUUUGAGAUGCUCCCUUUUUUGUCUCCUUAUCAGAAUGGUCCACACACUGCUUCAUCAUCAGGCAGAGGUGGGACCUCUGCCUCUCUUUCUUUUUGGCAGUUGCCUUUCGAUGGUCCAGAAUCUUGGGCCCUUUUAAUUGCAUAGAGUGUUAGCAGAAUCUUUAGGGAUUUUGUUCCCACGAAAGCACUGCUCUAGCUUCUCUUUGGAGGAGACCUUAAGAAAGUGAUUAUCUAGAGAAUCUUGCCCACAUUAAUACUGUUGAUGGUGUAAGGGAGUAGUCAAACAUUUCUCAAGAGACACUUCAUAACCACUUCUGAUCAUUUGGAAGAAUUGUCUGUUGCUGGUAGGUUGUCUUAGAGCCAACCUGACAAGGCACCUGGGAUAGGACCUUUCUGACCAAGUGGUUCACAGACUAGACCUUUCUUGUCCUCCUAGAUUUUUGACUCAAGAUUCUGGUGUUACAGCAAUGAACCCAUGUGUCAAGGACUUUGGUGGAGGUCUCCCCAGGUAGGCAUGCUAGGUUUUCUAUCUGAAAAUUGGAAUCAUGUUUCCAGAGAGAUAGAUAGUUUAGUGACCCCAUCUGUUUGUAUCAGAUUUUGGAUGCUAGUGUUAGUGGUGAUGCCACCACUGCCUGCUUGGGAGAUAAUGAAACCUAUUAUGGAUGCUAUUUUUACUGGGUGUGCCAUCUAAGACAGGGGGAAUAGCCUGGGUCUUGGAUUCAAGAAUAAAGACUGGUUCAAAGAUAAUCAAGUUAUGAUAGGCAAGUUCUGGAAUUUCACAUCAAACUGUACCGUUGCCAUUUGAAUAUCAUCUAGACCCAGCUGGGAUUCACAGCAAAUCGUCUAGGGUACCUCAAGGUCCCCAUCCAUGCAUUGGGUUUAGUUGAGUUUGAUGGCCUUGUCCUCAGCUGGCCUCCUACAUAUAGAGUGUUUGCCGUGAGCGUAAGCUCUGGUUAUUCUGAGGUUUCACUUCCAUUUGUUUCAUUGGUGUAGAAGUGGGCCUCUUAGCUGACCUCCUAAUCCUUUCCUUUCCAGAAAGAUAAUAUAUUCCCUGGCAUUUUUGUUCACUCUAGAACCUUUCUUCACAUUGGUUUUUUUUGUUUGUUUUUUUCCCCUUCCCACAUUGGUUUUUAUGGGAACCUUAACUGAUUAUCCUCCCUCUUCUACUUUAGAAGGAAUUAGAAGUAAAACGACCAUUGUGGUCAAUAAAAAGUUCAAGGAGAACUUGGGACCAAAACCACUGUUAACGUACAGAAAAGGGCAAACUCAAUAAACUUAAAUUUAAAAUAAUUUAUUUAACAUCUAUGGUAAAUUUAAUGUUAUAUUUUAUACAAAUGAACUGUUUAGAAUGGUUCUUAAUAAUUAUAAGGGACAUGCACACUUACAAUACAGAAAUUUUUACAAUUGCUAUACUUAAAUUAUGUUCUGUUUGGGGACCGGGAAAUGUAUUUUUACAUUGUUUAUAGCCAAUCACUUUUGUAUUUAUCAAUUUAAAUCCUGUGGGUCUUUUUUUAUCUCUGUGUCAAAUUUUGUAGUCAUCUUUUUAAAUAAAUCUAUCUUAUUGUCCA
Molecule: messenger RNA, 3183 nt
Organism: Hipposideros armiger (great roundleaf bat)
Lineage: Eukaryota; Metazoa; Chordata; Mammalia; Chiroptera; Hipposideridae
Gene: CMTM6
Product: CKLF like MARVEL transmembrane domain containing 6
Exons: 4
Coding region: 99-650 (183 amino acids)
Cellular component (GO): membrane
Source: RefSeq, a predicted model, not a curated record